AUGUCGUCAGAUAUCGUGCAUAACCCAGCGAUUCAGAAGGCUGAGCUUCUAGUGCCCAAGCCCCUUUUGGCUCGUUUGUAUGUGUGGCCAUUUGGAAUCAUCUACCCAGCGUUUUUCCAAGUCUAUUUCAACCAUUACGACACGUAUAUUGGUGGCUCGGAAUGGACUUUCGUUUAUUUGAUGGCCAUUGGCUCGCUCAACAUGUUGUUCUGGUUGAUGCCACAUUGGAACAUCGACAUCGAUGCCAAAUUUAACUAUACUGGUGUGCGUUCCAUCUCGGAAGCCUCUCAUAUUAAGAUUACCCCUGCUCCAAACUCGGGUGUUGGCGAGAUCUGUACCAUCAACAGAGAGCAGUUUGCGGACGGCGAGAAGCAGGUGUCGUUUUUGUACCAGAAGAGACGUCACUUGUUUCACUCCGAGAUUAAUAAGUUUGCCCCUCCAGAAUUUAAGAUUGACGAGUUGCCUCAGUUGGAAUACUUCCACAAUUGGAAGGGUUUGAAGGGUGACUUAUCCAAGUUCACCAGAAACUUUGGCUUGAACAAGUUCGACAUUCCUAUCCCUACUUUCAUGGAGUUGUUCAAGGAACAUGCUGUGGCUCCCUUUUUCGUUUUCCAGAUCUUCUGUGUGGCCUUGUGGUGCAUGGACGAGCAGUGGUAUUACUCUUUGUUCUCUUUAUUCAUGUUGGUUUCCUUUGAAAUGACUACAGUUUUCCAGAGAAGAACUACCAUGAACGAGUUCCAGUCUAUGGGUAUCAAGCCUUACACAAUUUUCGCAUUCAGAGACUCCAAGUGGGCAGAGUUGCAGACUGACGAGUUGUUGCCUGGAGACCUUGUAUCUGUGACCAGAACCAGCGAGGAAAGUGCCCUUCCAUGUGAUUUGUUGUUGCUCGACGGUACCGCCAUUGUGAACGAGGCCAUGUUGUCUGGUGAAUCUACUCCUUUGUUGAAAGAGUCUAUUAAAUUGAGACCUGGUGACGAGUUCUUGCUGCCUGAGGGCUUGGACAAGAACUCUUUGUUGCAUGGUGGUACUAUGGCUUUGCAGGUGACAAAGCCUGAGAAUCCUCAGGUCCCGCUUGCUCCGGACAAUGGUGCUUUGGCUUACGUUUGUAAGACUGGUUUCGAGACUUCGCAAGGUUCUUUGGUGAGAAUGAUGAUUUUCUCCAGUGAGAGAGUGUCUGUUGGAAACAAGGAGGCUUUGUUCUUCAUUUUGUUUUUGUUGGUUUUUGCCAUUGCUGCUUCCUGGUACGUCUGGGUCGAGGGUACAAGAAUGGGAAGAGUCCAAUCGAAAUUGAUUUUGGACUGUAUUAUUGUAAUUACAUCUGUUGUUCCACCUGAGUUACCUAUGGAGUUGACCAUGGCUGUGAAUUCUUCCUUGGCUGCCUUGCAGAAAUACUUCAUUUACUGUACUGAGCCAUUCCGUAUUCCAUUGGCUGGCAGACUCGAUGUUUGUUGUUUUGACAAGACUGGUACUUUGACUGCUGAAGAUUUGGUGUUUGAGGGUUUGGCUGGCUUCAAGAAUGAUGACAUCCACCACCUCUAUACUUGUGAAGAAGCCCCCGAGACCACUGCGUUGGUCUUGGGUUCUGCCCAUGCUUUGGUCAAAUUAGACGAUGGUGACGUUGUCGGUGAUCCUAUGGAGCAGGCCACUUUGAAGGCUGCUGCAUGGACUGUUGGAUAUAAUGACACUGUUGAGAGACCUGGAAAGAACAAGACAGAGAAGAUCAAGAUUUUGCGUCGUUUCCAAUUCUCGUCCAGUUUGAAGAGAUCAUCCGCUAUUACUUCUAUUAACACUUUGCCAGGUAAGAACUUUGUUGCCGUGAAGGGUGCUCCAGAAACCAUUCGUUCGAUGUUGGUUGACGCUCCUGAGAACUACGAGCAGUGCUUUAAGUCUUUCACCAGAGCUGGUUCCCGUGUGUUGGCAUUGGCUUACAAAUACUUGGACACCAAUGUUAAUGUCGUGAAGGUCAAGAGAAAUGACGUUGAAUCUAAGUUGCACUUCGCUGGUUUUAUUGUUUUCCACUGUCCAUUGAAGGAUGAUGCCAUUGAGACUAUCAAGAUGUUGAAUGAGUCGUCCCACCGUUGUGUUAUGAUUACUGGUGACAACCCAUUAACUGCAUGCCAUGUCGCAAAGGCAGUUGGUAUUGUCGAGAAGGAAGUUUUGAUUUUGGAUGCCCCUGAAGAACACUAUGAAGUCAGCGAGGAAGAGAACUUGGUCUGGAGAAAUGUGGACGAGACCACCAUCAUCCCAUUUAACAGCUCGCAAUCUAUCGAUUUGGAUUUGUUCAAGAAGUAUGAUAUCUGUAUGACUGGUCACGCUUUGACACACUUGUCUGAGCAUGUUCAGAUUUUGGACCUUUUGAAGAAAACAUGGAUUUACGCCAGAGUUUCUCCUUCUCAAAAGGAGUUUAUUCUUACCUCCUUGAAGGAUGCUGGAUACAACACUUUGAUGUGUGGUGACGGAACCAAUGACGUCGGUGCUUUGAAGCAGGCCCACAUUGGUGUCGCUUUGUUGAACGGUACUGAGGAAGGUAUGAAAAAGAUCGCAGAGAACAGAAAGAUCGAAGCCACCAGAGUUGUUUAUGAGAAACAAGCCCAGCUUUUGGCUAACUGGGAUAGACCACCUCCACCUGUGCCUGCCCUCAUUGCUCACUUGUACCCCCCUGGAAAAUACAAUCCUCACUACUUGAGUCAAUUGGAGAAGAAGGGUAUCGAAAUCACUCCUGAAAUUACCCAGUCGGUCGAAGUGGCCAACAAAUCUGGUCAACUCCCAUUGGAAUUUGUUAAGGAUGACAAGGGAAAGGUUACUGCCGGUAAGAUCGCUGAUAGCUUCUUGGGAUCGAUGGGUGACAUUGAAGGAGCUGAUGACGAAGUCCCAACUUUGAAAUUGGGUGACGCUUCCGUUGCAGCUCCUUUCACCUCUAAGUUGGCUAAUGUCUCUGCUGUGACUAAUAUUGUCCGUCAAGGUCGUUGUGCUUUGGUUUCUACCAUCCAGAUGUACAAGAUUUUGGCAUUGAACUGUUUGAUUUCUGCUUACUCUUUGUCUGUGUUGUACUUGGCUGGUAUUAAGUUUGGUGAUGGUCAAUCGACCGUCUCUGGUGUCUUGUUAUCUGUUUGUUUCUUGAGUAUCUCUCGUGGUAAGCCUCUUCAGAAGUUGAGCAAGGAGAGACCACAAGAUGGAAUUUUCAACAUCUACAUCAUGGGAUCUAUCUUGGGUCAGUUUGCUAUCCACAUUGUUACCUUGAUCUACAUCACUCGUGAAAUUUACAUCUUGGAGCCAAGAGAAGCCCAAGUUGAUUUGGAAAAGAAGUUUGAACCAUCUUUGUUGAAUACCGGUAUGUUCUUGCUUCAGUUGGCUCAACAGGUGUCGACCUUUGCAGUUAACUACAUAGGUUUGCCAUUCAAGGAAGAUAUCAAGGACAAUAAGGGAAUGUUCUAUGGUCUACUCGGAGUUGCCGGAUUGGCUAUUGCUGGAUCCACUGAAUUCAUGCCAGAAUUGAACCAAACCAUGCAGUUUGUCCCUAUGGACAUUGUUUUCAAGCUGAAAUUAACUGGAUGUAUCGUUCUCGAUUUGGUCGGAACUUGGGCCGUCGAGGUUGUGUUAAAGCACUUCUUCAUGAAUUCUGCAGCAGCAGAUAUCGCCGAAAGAAUUUAA
Molecule: messenger RNA, 3651 nt
Organism: Sungouiella intermedia
Lineage: Eukaryota; Fungi; Ascomycota; Pichiomycetes; Serinales; Metschnikowiaceae
Source: the annotation of a GenBank genome assembly